GUUACUUUCCCGCUCUGACGGAUUUUGUGCAGCAGAAGAAGAAUCAGACCGGAAACUAAACAGUCGUGGAGCAAGCGCACAGCGGAAGAAGCGUUCAAUAUAGUAAUAUAAGCAACAAACAAACAGCUACAGGCUCAUGGACUCUCCAGCGGUCUCUCUUAGUGGGUCACCACUGGUUACAGCAUGGAGGGGUCUGAUUGGAUGGACAAGUCACUGACUGCACUGCCUCCAGAUCCAGCAGCAGGAUGUCAGACUCUGAUGAAGAUGACCAGAGGAAGGCAGAGUGUACCCACAGGAUGUGGGUGGAGUCUCAGCCAGGUCCGUCUAGGUGUCAGCCCAGCAGACAGGGAUACUGUGGAUACUGCAGAGUCCUGUACAACAACCUGGACCAGCACCUCUCCAGUCUCAGACACUUGGAUUCUGUCCGGGCGUCUUCCAGAGGCUCCAGCGUCAUCUCCUCCACUAGUAGCAGUAGAACCAAACUAACCCUCCUCGAGCGCUUCCUGCAGGAUGUCCUGCAGCAUCACCCGCAUUGCUACAGUGAUCCCAGACCCACCCACGCUGACCUCCCAUCAAUCUCUGCCCCCCCGUUGCCAAGGGCAGAGCUUGAUGAAGUUUGUGUCUCUGAUGACAGCCGGUCACUAGGUACGCGAGAGCACCUGCCCAGUUCAGAAGACGCAUCAUGUCAGCCAGCCAAUCGGCAUGAAGAUGGCAGCAACCGUAGCCAUUCAGGGGCCAAUCACAGUCAACAGCGGCUGUCUGCACCAAUCAGAGAGCAGGAAGAAGGAGAACCCACCCCCACAGGGCACACAUGCUCACCACAAACACAAGUCCCACUUCCCCAGACUCAGGCCCCACCCCCUGUCCAUGGAAAAGCACACAGGAAGACCAACAGGAGAAAAAACAGCGACUCCUCUUCCUUACCGCCCCCCAGCGGUCCUGGUCCAGGCACUGGUCACCUAUCUUACACAGAGGUGAAACCCUGUGUAAAACUGAGCCCUAGCCCCAGUCCAGGACCUAGUCCCAAGACCCCCCAAGAGAUGAGGCCCUGGCUAAGUUGGCAGAAGGAGCGGAGGGAGGCUCAGAAAGAGGAGGCGUUCUCCUCGGACCGCAGUGACCCUCUGGACCAGACUAUUGAGGAGGUAAUCCAGGCGUGUUGUUAUGGCAUCAGUUCCACUCCCUUCCAGCAGGAGGAGACGGAGAGCUUUCACUUCAGCCUCCCUGUCUCCAUGGAAACACACAGUGAUGACUGGGACUCACCUGUUCAGGUAGUUUUCCAGCAAGCUCAGACACUCAGUGGCUCACAGCCCGCACACACACCUGUCCAGGUGAGUCAGACGGAGAGGCAGGACCUGAGCCUUCUGAUGGACGUUCAGGUGGACCUGGAGGACCAGAUGUACUCUUACCAGCUUGAUUCCGCCCUUCACAGUGAGCAGCGAAAAGGGGGUGGAGCCAGACAGGGCCCGGGUUUCUGGACUCUGCCCAUAGAGGAAGUCCUGCCAGCCCCAGCACAUAUCCCAGAAUCCUUCAGGGGGAAGAGCUGGGCCCAGAUCGAGCAGGAGGAUGAAGAGAGGGUGGAAAAAUUGGUCCGACAGUUCAGACAAGGUAGCUUCAUCAGCUACUUCGACAGCGAGUCUCUGGCCAGGUAUGGUAGGAGGAGCCGAAACAAAAAGGGGUUUAGUGAGAACAAGGAGGCGCAGCCACACACAGGUGUCCUGCCCUUAUUGGACCAAGCAGAGCAUGACUCUGUGUAUGUGAGGAGGAGGAAGAGGCGGGGCUUCAGGAUGGCAUCCAGGUGUCAGGUGGUGAAAGUCAGUCACAGCACUCAGACCAAACCAUUGGUCAUUCCGGCUGUCCGUCCACAUGUCCAAAAGGCCACGCCCACCAAGGUCUGUGCAGUCAAUCAGGAAGCAGCAGAGAGGACACCUGAAGUGCAGACAUGGCGCUGCCUUCCUUCGUCGUACUCCAACAUCAUUACACCUGUGCAGCCUCGCUCCUCCUUGGUCUACCUGCUCUGCUCUCCCUUAGCCCCCACCUCUAUCAGCACACCAGUAGCAGGCUCCACCUCCAAACGCUGCAGGAGGAAGAGGCGUCCACUAGAUCUGCAGGGGUUAAAUGUCAAAUACAAACGACUUCCUGUCAGGUUCUACGAUCCUGACACCAAGAGGAUCCUGAAGACCCCCCCCAAACACUUUCUGUGGUGCAGAGGCCCCGCCCCCUCCAGCUCGCCACCACCACCCUACAUCCGUCAGCUAUUUCGAAGUCUGAGUCCAGACCUGAACACUGACAGACCACUUGGGGAGGGGCCCACAGGGUCCCCCAGGGCCAAAGGUCACAAGUCAGCACACCACCCCUCCAGCCAUGCCAGCAGCCUCCACUUGAGCACACUCAGUAGGGAGUCGGGGCAGACUGACAAACAAGACACAGUCAGGCAGAGGGGUCGAACAGCUAAACCCCCAUCCCCAUGUCUUUGCAGAUCAGAGAGGGGAAAGGGGAGGAGGAAGGAGAGGACAGGUCCCCCACCCACCACAAGAAGAACCAGGGCACAGGCCACACCCUCACUGUCCAGGAGGGAAGGCCUGCGAGGCGCUGGACCUGGAAGGAGAGAUCCUGGCUCUCUGGACUCCCCAGUCCCGCCUCACCCCCCUUUACCCCCCCAGGGCAGGGCUCGGAGGGGGCGCUGCCUUGAGAGGGUGCGAAGGUAGUGAUACACCUGUACUGGUACCAGGACACCUGGUCAGGUAACAGCCUCGUUCAUAAGCUUUGAAAAUAAAAGAUUCCUUCACUUGUUAUUAACAGUUAAAUUAUUUGAUUUGAUCAUUAAACGUGAUCGAUCUGAUCAUGAAUCAGUAAUGUUGCCAGGGUUUUUCCUAGGCUUUCAGAUAGCUUAGGCACUGACUUGGUUAGAUGAAGACCUGCAUCACCGUUUUUGACUACUGAAGUUUACACUGCUUGAAAUGGGGAGAAAAAGGUUUCUGUCUGGGAGGACAGUAGUGGGGAAGGCCGCAUACCCUACAAGUGUAGGAGCAGAAUGGCCGUGUUCACAGGUGGUGGUGUUUGAAGCGGUCAGCACCUGUUUUAUACAUGCGUAAUAAUCUUAAGGACAAAACCAUGUUUUUUCUAAACACCCUGAUCUUAAUUUUCAGCUGCAUUUUGAACAUUACAGGUGAACACGCCUAAUUUAUACAGCUACCAGGCAUUAGACACGAACGUUUCCAGAUAACUUGGUGUAAGCUCAAAUAAAAUGCUUCCCUGAUUAACGUAAUCUAGUUCAUUAAAUUAGUUUCAUUAGCAGUUGAUACAUGUCUGUUGAUACAGUUCACAGGAAUUGGUCCCUAACAAAACAGCUAUACUUCAUGUAUUCUCUGUGGAGGCUAACAUUACGGAUGGCUGUAGCUACCGUCCCUAGUUGAUGGUACAGAGAAUUAUCUAGUCAGCUGUUCGAUUAGCUUGGUGAUGCUGCUACACACCAACUGCACAAUCAUCCGUCCAAACACUUAUUUGUAAUUGACAGGUCAUUCCUGUUGACAGCUUCCAUUUCAGGUUGAGAUCAAGUCACUUAUCUGAUUUUUCAGUGCAUAUAACUCACUGUCAUUUUUACAUUAUUUCUGAUAUGUUUAUGUUCAUUCAGCUUAGGUGCUGCAAAAAUGCUUUCUGUGGUAGGGAAAACCCUGGUUGCAGGUUGCUAUGGAAAGUUAUUAACAAAAUAUUUGAAAGCACAAACCAAAUGAGAGUUAGAUAUGCAUGAGCAGCAGCCCACCAAACUCAAAUAGCACCACCUUUUGAGCACUUAAAGAAUUGAGUGCACACGAGGGUGAUUUUGGUCCAUGUCCUUAACAGGUAAUGGAUUUUUGUUUUGAAAUGAGAAACCUAAAAUCAGAAAAUGAACUGUUUUCCAGUUGCCAUUUAGAAAUCGGGAAACAAAAAUGGAAAACAGGUAAUUUUUUGUUUUGAUAAAACAUGUAAAACAAAAUCAAUGACUGUUAUCUGAUUUUGUUUUAUAUAUUUUAGAUGGAAAUCAGGAAUUAAAGCAGCCUAUGUGUAUUCUCUUCAUUUCUGUGUGUCUGCCAGUUGGAACAAGGGUGGAGUUUUGCUACAUAGUGUGGUGGCAAUUUUACACAACAAUACACACACACAAGGUGCAGCGCAGAAACCACAGCAGAACAGACGGGGACAUGUGCACUGUGCACCACAUUAAUCAUGAAUUGAUUUGUGAUUUGCAUUUAAAAGAUAUCAAACAAAAUCAGAUAAGGCCCAUUUAUUUAAUUUUCCAUAGUUUAUUAU
Molecule: messenger RNA, 4284 nt
Organism: Monopterus albus (swamp eel)
Lineage: Eukaryota; Metazoa; Chordata; Actinopteri; Synbranchiformes; Synbranchidae
Gene: zdbf2
Product: zinc finger, DBF-type containing 2
Exons: 11
Coding region: 246-2705 (819 amino acids)
Biological process (GO): genomic imprinting
Molecular function (GO): zinc ion binding; nucleic acid binding
Source: RefSeq, a predicted model, not a curated record